Elgaria multicarinata webbii is the source of this 3454-nucleotide messenger RNA. RefSeq names its product phospholipid phosphatase 3 (gene PLPP3). Gene Ontology annotation, biological process: signal transduction; phospholipid metabolic process; phospholipid dephosphorylation. NCBI's taxonomy places the organism in Eukaryota, Metazoa, Chordata, Lepidosauria, Squamata, Anguidae. The coding region runs from base 573 to 1514 and encodes 313 amino acids. The record is from RefSeq and is a predicted model, not a curated record. Gene Ontology annotation, cellular component: plasma membrane. Gene Ontology annotation, molecular function: sphingosine-1-phosphate phosphatase activity; phosphatidate phosphatase activity. The transcript has 6 exons.
GUGACGGCGGCAGCAACAGCAGCAGCAGCUUCCAGGCCGAGGCUUUGGGUUUUUCACGCGGCUGCGGGAAAGCUACUUUGCACGAUCUUCCUUCCCAUUCAUUAGCCAGGAGCUGGCUGGCUUGCCGAGGAGCAGUAAGCUAAACUCCCAGGGUCAGCCGGGAUUGGUCGACUUCCCGAUCACGCUGAGCAAAACUUUUCCAACUCCCCCCCGCUCCCAAUCACUAUUAUUAAAGAGAGAAACUUUUCGAGAAGGACUUGGAAACAAUCAAGGGGCGGGCGGGGGAGCGAUCACUCGCUUUCUCCUCUGCGAGAAAAUUAAAAGAAAGCAACCCUCCGCCACCUCCUGCAAACUCCCAAAGGGCCCGCGCGGCAAGUUUGCCCAAACAACAAAAGCCUGCUAAACAACCACCCCCCUUCCUCCAAAUUCUCCUCCUCCUCCUCCUUCCUGCAAGCGAAGAUCCCGACCUGAGCACCGGUCUAUCGCCUGGAUUUUCCUCCUCUUUUUUGCUUGCCACCGACGAGCAAGAAAAAUACGUUUGCGUUUGGAAGGGCGAUUCCCCGCAGCAAACCAUGCAGAAUUACAAGUACGACAAGGCGAUCGCUCCGGAGAGCAAGAACGGAGGCAGCCCUGCCUUGAACAACAACCCGAGCAAAAGCCCCAGCAAGAAAGCUUUACUGAUUUGCCUCGACCUCUUCUGCCUCUUCAUGGCUGGUCUGCCAUUUCUGAUCAUUGAAUCGAGCACAAUCGCGCCCUAUCAACGGGGAUUUUACUGUAAUGACGAAAGCAUCCGCUAUCCUCUGAAAAGUGGAGAGACCAUCAACGAUGCUGUCCUCUGUGCUGCUGGCAUUCUUAUAGCCAUACUUGCGAUCAUAAUAGGAGAGUUCUAUCGGAUCCAUUGUUUGAAGGAGAGAUCCCGAUCCUUCAUCCAGAACCCAUAUGUAGCGGCGUUGUACAAGCAAGUGGGUUGUUUUGCCUUCGGUUGUGCCAUCAGCCAGUCCUUCACAGAUAUCGCCAAAGUGUCGAUUGGACGCUUGAGGCCCAAUUUCAUUGCAGUUUGUGACCCGGAUUUUACAACAAUCAAUUGCUCCGAUGGUUAUGUCCAUGAAUAUCAGUGCCGUAAUCUCGACAACAACAAAGUUCAGGAAGCCAGGAAAUCAUUCUUCUCCGGCCAUGCCUCCUUCUCCCUCUUUACUAUGCUUUAUUUGGUGCUGUACCUACAAGCCAGGUUCACCUGGAGAGGGGCCCGCCUGCUGCGUCCCUUGCUACAGUUUACGCUGAUUAUGAUGGCAUUUUACACAGGACUUUCUCGUGUGUCUGACCACAAGCAUCAUCCAUCAGACGUACUGGCAGGCUUCAUACAAGGGGCCCUGGUGGCUUAUUGCAUAGUGUUUUACGUCUCGGACCUUUUCAAGCAGAAAACAAAGACUUCCCAGCCUCCUCCUCCAAUCCGGAGGGAGAUACUUUCACCUGUGGACAUCAUUGACCGGAACAAUCAUCACAACAUGGUGUAGACAUUUGAGAAAUAUAUGUAUUUUUUUUUUUAAAAAAAAUGUUUUUGUUUUUUGCAAAAUGACUGCUGACAGCAACUACCUGCUGCUCUCAAUCUCAUCAGACAGUAGAAUGUAGGGAGAGACUCUUGCCUGAUCAAUAAGGUCUUAUUCUGUGACCUUUUUACUCUUACAACGUUUGCAUAAAAUGGAUGUUGUUCAACUAAGUCAAAGGCAACAAUUACGAAAUGAAUCCAAACAUGAUGCAGGAAUUCUAAAUGUGCAAUUGGCUGAGUGUUCAUGUUGUAAUGAAUGCUGAACUGUUCAUAGCUUAAUGAACACUAAAUGAUUACUAGGAAACCGGCCAUCUCUGCUUCUCUUCUUUUUUUAAACUAUGAAGAUUUCCAAUUCCUGUUAAGAGAGGUGGAGGAGAAAAAGCCUCGCCAACUAGAUUAUAGCACUAUCUACAAGAAAUAAGCACUGAUUCGUGAAUUGUGAUCACUUUCUAAGGGUAACCUCUUAUUUUAUUGGUUUUCUUUUACCCCAUUCCAUACUGUGACUUAACUUCUGGUUUAGGAGAAGCAUGCCAGGUAAAAUGUUAGAAGGGCAUCUUUUCCCACUGCACAGACCCUGAAUACCUUUCUAUGCCCAAUAAGGCAUAAAUGAAAUCCACUUGUUAAAUAGAACCCAACCUAUUUCACAGGUAUCCUUGAUACUAAGAGUCAUUCUGCAUUUUUUCAUCAAUCCCACUUCCUCUGACUAGCGGUGUGGCAUUCUCUAUGUUCUUAUAAUCUCUAAUACAUAGGAGAACAGGUUGGAUUUGUCAAAUAAGGGACAGUCAAGACGUAUGGAAAAACAACAACCCAUACCUCUAGUAUGUAAUGUCAAUAGUACUGUAUGAAACGUUCAGCCUGAAUUGAAUUUGCUCUACGGCCUAGUAAAAUUUUCCUCCCUUGCUCCAAUUGACCCAAACAAAUAACUUUUUUUUUGGAAUGAUUGCAAAAUAGGAUCUUGUUUGUGGUCAGUCUUAUUGAUGCAUGAUAGCGCUCUGGGGUUGAGACUCAGAACAUUAAUUCUCCAGGUAUGGGGCGGACUGCUGGACAGGACCAUCCUUGCCUGAUAUUCAGUCAAAUCCAUCUUACGUUUUCCAUUACCUUAAAAGGGCAUCAUUAUAAACUAUUCAGGAGAGCCCAUCCUUCCCCAAUCUGGUGCUUUCUAGAUGUGUUGAAUAACAACUCAUAUAAUUCCCAGCCUCCCUACGCAUUGGUUAUGUUGGCUGUGUAUGAUGGGAGUUGUUGUUCAACACACCUAAAGAGCACCAGGCUGCAUUAGACAACAGGCUGAAUGCUGCCCUCAGCAACACCAAGGCCAUCCGAAGAAAGUACAAAAGAGCAGACCUAGUUCUAGGCUUUCAGAUGGAAUUCUGAACGGCGCAUGUUUUUUAAAGAAAUUAAGAACUGAACUGGUAAUGUAAUCAAGCAGGCUGGCCUAUGCACACCUUGUCAUGAAAAAUCCGUCCUAUCAUUUCAAUUCUAGCAAGCUAUGAUUUUUAUAAAUAUAUAAAUAUAUAUAUAUAUAAAUAUAUAAAUAUUAUAUAAAUAAUGUAUAAAACAUUAAAAAUUAACUAUGUAAAAUAUUAUUUCUGAAACAAUUUUAGAUAUAUCCACUAUGAUUAUAAACUGUGUUUUGACCUGUGUUAUUUACAUUUUGCUGCUUAAGAAAAAAAGCAUUGACUUAAUUUUUUUUAUAGUCGACUAAAAUAUUGUAGUUCUGUGGUAGCAAUAUUUUAAUGAAAAUAACAACUAAAGACAAUUGUAUAAAAAUCAUAUUAAAUUGUCUGUAUUUUUGUAAUGUUUCUUUUUUUUGUAAAAAGAGGAAUAUGCAAGACUUUUUGUAGAAUACAGAAUUAAAGUUUGUAUUUGCAAAAAAAAUUGCUGUAUAAAUGUGCUUCAUAAAUAAAUGUU